Molecule: messenger RNA, 663 nt
Organism: Glycine soja
Lineage: Eukaryota; Viridiplantae; Streptophyta; Magnoliopsida; Fabales; Fabaceae
Exons: 2
Coding region: 19-300 (93 amino acids)
Source: RefSeq, a predicted model, not a curated record
GCCUGCCACUUUAAAAAAAUGCUUGCUGUACAUCCCUCCUUUUCUGUUUUCAGCUUGGCCUCUAUCAACAAUAAAAUGAGUAAAGAGUAUUGUUCUACCACUAAUCCUGACAUUGUACAAGACAACAUUAGCCUGGCUCUCUUUGACUUUCCUUUCUGCAGAGAUUGGACAAGAGGAGAAAGUGCAGUACCCACUGGUAGAAGCAUGAUUGCAGUAAUGCAAAAUCCACAACUACCUCUCACCAGAAAUUACAACUUUAUACAUUUACACAUUGACAAAAUAAUAAACCCUCCAGAAUGAGAAGAGGACAAAGAUAGCAAAUAGUUUCAAACUUCUAAGUCUACCCACAUUCACCUAUUAUAUCUUCAAUUCAUAAUCUGGAUGUAGCAUCUUUCCGCACAAAAAAGUAGCUCAGAAUCUGCAUUACAGAAGUUUACUUCCAAGUGCCUCCCACGUAUCUCAAGGUUUGCAAAGAGCUUAUUCUUGUACACAACAGAGAGCAACUGAAUUCCUCUGACUGUAAACUGAGACUUCCAUCUGUGUAAGGCAAACAUAUGAUAAAGACAGUAGCUUUCACCAGUUGGCAAGACCAGAUCAAGAUCCAACAAAAUGAAUCUUUCCCUUCAUAAUUUAAUUCAGACCGUCUUUUUGUCAAAGUGAAGA